Coccinella septempunctata (seven-spotted ladybird) is the source of this 971-nucleotide messenger RNA. It is a transcript of the gene Mlc-c, whose product is annotated as myosin-2 essential light chain. The coding region runs from base 216 to 677 and encodes 153 amino acids. The transcript has 4 exons. The record is from RefSeq and is a predicted model, not a curated record. Gene Ontology annotation, cellular component: myosin II complex. Gene Ontology annotation, molecular function: calcium ion binding; myosin heavy chain binding. NCBI's taxonomy places the organism in Eukaryota, Metazoa, Arthropoda, Insecta, Coleoptera, Coccinellidae.
AACUGUCUCAGUUCAAGUGUGAAGUUUGAAGAAACAAAGUAGAAUGAUUGAGGUAGGCCAACAAAACUGUUGCAAUGAUUCAUACCGUUGAUUUUGUCCAUUUAUGGUAUCAUUUUGAAAGUAACUCGAUGUAAGUUCGAUAUUGCUGCAAUCAACACAGCAGAUGUUCAUAAGCUCUCAUAUUGGUAGCACCACAAGUACUCAUUUUUUUUAAUAUGUAUCUAUACGAGCCACCUAGUAAACUUACUUUGACUUCAGUUGAAGAAUUUCAGGAGGCUUUCCAACUAUUUGAUAAUCGAGGUGAUGGUAAAAUUCAUGUAAGUCAGAUUGGGGAUGCUUUGAGAGCACUAGGGCAAAAUCCAACUGAAUCGGAUGUGAAAAAAUUCACACACCAACAUAAGCCGGAUGAAAGGGUGUCAUUUGAAGUCUUUCUGCCCAUUUAUCAACAAAUUUCAAAAUCAAGAAGCGCAGAAACAGCUGAAGAUUUCAUUGAGGGUCUCAGGCAUUUCGAUAAAGAUGGAAAUGGUUACAUAAGUUCAGCUGAGUUGAGACAUCUGCUCACUACACUUGGCGAGAAACUCACAGAUGAUGAGGUAGAGCAGCUUCUUCAAGGUCAAGAGGACUCUCAAGGAAAUGUUAAUUAUGAAGAGUUUGUCAAGCUAGUGAUGUCGGGUUGAGCCUUUAUAUUUUUUUUACUUAAUAUCUUGACCUAAUGACGAAUGGUACUUGAUAAAACUGCAUUUAUUAGAUAAUGAAUGAAUGAUGGAUAAUUUUAAAAUUUCUUUGAAUUUUAUAUGUUGAGCUAUUUUCUUCCAAUAUCAUUUAUAUCGUUAGUGCCUUCAUUCCAGUUUCUAUGUAUUUUGAAUUUUUAUAAAACUAUUGUCACUAUUAUGUUUGGAGGUCAGUAAUUGACAUAUUUAUUUAUUUUUAUUAUAGUUAAUAGGAGGUUGUAUAAAGUUCUUUGAAUAGUA